Messenger RNA from Zophobas morio, 438 nucleotides. RefSeq names its product iron-sulfur cluster assembly 2 homolog, mitochondrial. The transcript has 2 exons. The record is from RefSeq and is a predicted model, not a curated record. Gene Ontology annotation, cellular component: mitochondrion. The coding region runs from base 1 to 438 and encodes 145 amino acids. Gene Ontology annotation, molecular function: 4 iron, 4 sulfur cluster binding; 2 iron, 2 sulfur cluster binding; iron ion binding. NCBI's taxonomy places the organism in Eukaryota, Metazoa, Arthropoda, Insecta, Coleoptera, Tenebrionidae. Gene Ontology annotation, biological process: iron-sulfur cluster assembly.
AUGUCGUUAAUUACGAGACGGUUUAUUCCGUUAGAAAUUCGUAGUGUUAAAAAUAUUCUAUACCGAAAUUAUUCUAAACCGGUAAUAAAACCACUGGAACAUGUAAAGCCGGAACUAAUAAUCACGGACAGUUGCGUUGAACGCCUGAAAAAUAUUACAAAAGGGUCGUUUGAAUUUUUACGAGUUAGUGUUGAUGGUGGAGGUUGUUCAGGGUUUCAGUACAAAUUUGACUUGGAUUCAAAGAUUAAUGAAGACGAUAAAGUGUUUGAAAAAGAGGGCGCGAAAAUUGUGAUAGACCAGACCUCUUUGGACUUUGUUAAGGGUGCAACGGUGGACUAUCGAGAAGAAUUAAUUAAAUCGUCAUUUAGAAUUGUAAAUAACCCAUUGGCUGAACAAGGCUGUUCCUGUGGGGCGUCAUUUGCCGUCAGAUUAGAUUAA